Molecule: messenger RNA, 440 nt
Organism: Medioppia subpectinata
Lineage: Eukaryota; Metazoa; Arthropoda; Arachnida; Sarcoptiformes; Oppiidae
Source: the annotation of a GenBank genome assembly
AUUUGAAUGGAUUGGCCACUAAUAUGGCGGUCAUGGAUGUGGAACUGCCCUCCGGUUAUGUGGCAGAUGUGGAAUCGCUUCCCAAAGACAAUCAAAUCAAGAGAAUCGAUACCACAAAAGGCGAUACAAAUGUGAUAUACUUUGAUAAAAUAACCAAAGAUGAUAUCUGUCUGACAAUACCCGCCCAUAGAGUGCAUAGAGUGGCCGACAAUAAAGCGGUUCCCAUAACUGUUUACGACUAUUAUAAUAGACAACAAACGUCAAUCGUCAUGUCUUUGGGACUCUUCGGAAGCGUUAAACACCGACCGGUUGUACCCAUACAUCCGGUCGGAACCUCUACUCUCACCCCAACCCUCACCGCAGCCACAGUUAGACACCGACUGGUCAUGGAUUCAUCCGUUAGACCAAUAGUCAAGUCACUGGUGGUCUGUGUCUACACA